Rodentolepis nana is the source of this 354-nucleotide messenger RNA. The record is from the annotation of a GenBank genome assembly. NCBI's taxonomy places the organism in Eukaryota, Metazoa, Platyhelminthes, Cestoda, Cyclophyllidea, Hymenolepididae.
AUGGGUCAUCAGACAUCUCAGAAGCCAAAAGAAGUUUCAGAAGCUGAUAUCCCCAAAACAGAUCUGCAAAAAGACUCCAUUAAGCAAGAUCAAACUUUCACUAUUUCAUCAAUGCCCUAUUGCCCUCCAAGCCCCACUAUGGAUCAUGUCGAAGCAGUAUUUGAGUAUCCUGUUGUGACGAGUACACAAGACUGCCCGAAACCAGAUACCUCAUGGCAACGCCAUCUGUAUUUUCAGCCACUUUCUCCUAAUGAGGCUGCAUGUGUUUCGACAUCAAAUGAAGUUAAUGAUGACGAUGACAGUGCUGAAGUGCUCAUUUUUGAAGGCGUUGAGCGUCUUGAGCAUAAUCUAUGA